This is a messenger RNA of Jaminaea rosea, 1169 nucleotides long. RefSeq lists its product as hypothetical. The record is from RefSeq and is a predicted model, not a curated record. The transcript has 3 exons. The coding region runs from base 199 to 1062 and encodes 287 amino acids. Gene Ontology annotation, biological process: poly(A)+ mRNA export from nucleus. Gene Ontology annotation, cellular component: nucleus. NCBI's taxonomy places the organism in Eukaryota, Fungi, Basidiomycota, Exobasidiomycetes, Microstromatales.
AGGCGCGAGGAGCUAGAGGAAGAAGGAGGGGCGGGCGAAUCAUCUCAGAGGAGGAAGAAGUCAAGGAAGGAUCAUACGCCCGACGCAGAGCAAGAGGAGCAAGAGGACAAUGGUCUUCCCCAGCUAACGGCAGAGGAAGGUAAGCAAGCGCGGCCUGUCACAGCGAAUCUCUCUCCCCCACACUCUGGCUGCGCCUACAUGCUCACCCCUCUCUCUUCUCCCCAUCCACGUCCACCCAUAGAGCGACGCAAAAACCUCGACACGCGCAUCAACACUGCCCUGAAAGCCGGAAAGCGCAAGCCCAAGCGUCGCACCAAGGAUGACGGCGAGGAUCUCGACCCGGCUGCGGACGCCGAAGUGGCAGAACUGCGUAGCGCAAUGCUCAAUGCAGCCGACGACGAUGUCCUCUCCAACGAGGAUCGCAAGCCCGCCCUCGCCAAACUACGCCUCUUGCCCCGCGUUGUGGAUGGGCUGCAAAAACAGCAUUGGCAGCAGAGCAUCUUUGAUUCCAACUUGCUCGAGGCGGUCAGGAGGUUCUUGGAGCCACUACCGGAUAAGAGUCUGCCAGCGCUUAAUAUUCAGAGGGAGUUGUUCAAGGGAUUGGAGAAGUUGAGCCCGGCGAUUGAUACUAUUUCGCUCAAGAUGAGCGGAUUGGGAAAGGUCGUCAUCUUCUACUCGCGCAAUCGUCGCGUCGAACCGGACCUGCGCCGCAGGGCAGACCGUCUAAUUGAAGCGUGGUCGCGUCCCAUCCUAAAACGUUCUGCCUCGUACAGAGCAAUGGAGAUCCCCAAGGCCGCUGCGCCCUAUCUCCCCUCGACGGCACGUCUUCUCGAUUCACAAUCGCAAGCGGCUUCGCAGUCGCAAGGGCAGAUCGAUCAGAGCAGGCGCAAUGUGCAUAUCCCUCAACCCGUAGCGGGUGGAUUCAAGGUCGCGCCUCGUAGCUUGGUGGGGGCGGGAAGUGGUGGAGAGGGGGAGGCGGGUGACGCUAGUUUGAGGGCGGCUAAUCUUGGGAGGGAGAGGUUGAAUGCGUUCAAGAGGAAGGUGAGGGAGGCAAAGAGGUGAGAGCAUGUGGGAGGGGCUGAAAUGGGCGGGGGAGCCCAGUCGAGAUGUCGAGUUGAGCGAAGAGUCAACAAUGUGCAUCUUUCCAUCCAUCUAGCAUGGCAGGACAU